UUCAGAUUCUAAAGAAAACACAAAAGUGACGACAGCAGAGUGACGGGAUGCAUGCUGGGUGUUGGUGUGAAGCUGUUUUUAUUUCAGCCACAAACAGGAAACAUCAUCAGUGUUUUCAGAUCAGCAGCAGAGAAAAGUCUCUCAGUUCAGCUGCUGAUAGACGGACAGGAGAUGUUGGUUCUGGUUCUGGUUCUGGUCGUUCUUCAGUUUGAAGGAACCAGAGAAGAACGUAAUCUCUAUCACGGAGAAGGAGAAAAUGUUGUUUUACCUUGUGACAUUCAGUCAUUUUUAUCCUCAUGUUCCAACGUUGAGUGGCUUUACUACAGCGAUACAAGCUUAAGGUUUUCAUUGGAGGUUGAAAAUGGAAAAGUUGUUGAUGUUUCACCUCGAGCUUCCAGGUUAAAUAUGGACAGCAGCUGCUCUCUGAUCAUCAACAACAUCGAUCGCGUUGAUGUUGGACGCUACGCCUGUAGAUCUCGAUCUGAUCCCUCCUCUGAUGGCCAUGUGCUUUUGAAUGUUUUAUCCAUUUCUCCGUCUCCUCCAGAUGCUGUUUUAGCAAAAGAUGGAGAAAUAACAUUAGGGUGUUCUCUGUGGAGAUACAGCGGGUCGAAUUCUUGUCCAGAUAAAAGUCUCCGCUGGUUGGAUGAGACAGGAACUGAACUGACUGGUGAAGGUGAUGGAUACAUAUCAGGACAGACUGGCUGUGAUUCUCAUCUGACUGUGAAUCUUCAGAGCAGCAGAAGAUUCACCUGCCAGUUUGUUGAAGGAAACGAAGUGAAGGUAAAAGCUCACUACCAACAUGAAGCAGCUCCUGCCGAUAACACCACCAUCAUCAUCAUUGGAUCAGUGAUCGGCGUUCUGCUGCUGGUUGUUCUUGCUGCUGUUUUUACCAAACUCAGGAAAACCAGAAAUAGAGAAGAUCACAGAAUUUCAUCAGAUCAAGAUUCAGCCUGUGGAAAUCAUCACUAUGAUGAGCUGCAGUCCAACCUGACCUACGCUACUGUUAACCUUCCUGAAGCCUCUCAGAAGGUCAAACUGGGCAAAGACACUGUGACUUAUUCUACAGUCAGGACUAAAGAGAAGACGGAGGCAGACUGAUCGCAGCGACGUCUACAGCCAAAACACCGAGCCCGACACCGAACCCAACACCGAACCCAAAACACCGAACCCAAAACACCGAGCCCGACACCGAGCCCAACACCCAACCCGACACCGAGCCCGACACCGAAACCCAAAACACCGAACCCGCCACCGAAACCCGACACCAAACCCAAAACACCGAGCCCGACACCGAGCCCAACACCGAACCCAAAACACCGAGCCCGACACCGAAACCCGACACCAAACCCAAAACACCGAACCCGACACCGAAACCCGACACCAAACCCAAAACACCGAGCCCGACACCGAACCCAACACCGGAUCACCUUUCUAAACAAGAUUUUGUUAAAUAUUAUAUUGGGGAUUUAAUUUGUUGAGAACUAUUUAGUAAAACCUAUUUAGAUUAAGGCUAUAAUGUGUUAAUGUUGGAAAUA
This is a messenger RNA of Poecilia latipinna (sailfin molly), 1535 nucleotides long. RefSeq lists its product as uncharacterized. The coding region runs from base 52 to 1098 and encodes 348 amino acids. Gene Ontology annotation, biological process: interleukin-15-mediated signaling pathway; T cell activation; positive regulation of ERK1 and ERK2 cascade. The transcript is spliced from 7 exons. NCBI's taxonomy places the organism in Eukaryota, Metazoa, Chordata, Actinopteri, Cyprinodontiformes, Poeciliidae. The record is from RefSeq and is a predicted model, not a curated record. Gene Ontology annotation, molecular function: MHC class II protein binding; protein tyrosine kinase binding. Gene Ontology annotation, cellular component: membrane raft; external side of plasma membrane.